GGCCAUUAGAUUGAAGCACAGAUAUCAUGUCGGUAUGAGCUAUAAAAUGAGAGGUUAAGCAUGAUUUCAGCUUGUCACCUCACAUAGAGGGGUGAGACAGAUUGUGUUUCAGUUGAGUGUACAUGCUUAGAAAGCAUGACAAAUCAUGAUUACUUAACAUACUAAUAUCUUCUGUUUAUGUAAAAUGCGAAAAAACAAGAACAUAAGGAGAAACUUUGUGGAUCGGACGUUGCUUUCUUGUGCAUUCAUACAUGGUAAUUGGUAAGACAUGCAUGCACGCCUAGUUUUCCUAGCAUUCCACACGCCACGGGAAGCACAAUUCUUGCACCUCCCUCCAGCAACACAAACACAAUCUUCUUCCUCUUCACACACAAACCGAUGUUCGCCAAUUAAUUAUUUGAUCUCACAUUUAAUUCUUUCCCCAUUUUUUUUCUCAAGGUGAAACAUGAACUCACUCUCUUUUGCUAAUAUCACUUCACCACUGACCAGACUCUUCCCAUGUCUCUCUCUUCUCCAUCUCUCACCAAACAUAACGUCUCUCUCUCUCUCUCUCUCUCUCCCUCUUUUACCUCAUUCAACUCGCCUCGCCUCGCCAGGGCGCUUCACGCGAGCAACGUGCCAUCGUCCGCUUCUCCUUUUUCUCCAUUUGGACACAAGCCACCACCCUUUUCUGUCUUAUAUCACGCAUCAAGUAACAUCUACCGCAACCUUCUCCUUCUUGAUUCACCCACUACCACCAACGAAAGGAUUGGCACCGACCUCAGCAUGGAUGGGAUGCAAGGUGAUGGCAUGUCGGAUGAUCGGCGCAAGGGCCGCAGCGCAGCCAGGCGUGCCAUUCCCCCAGUGGAAUCGGCGGCCGAGGAGGUGGCGGCGCCUCCUAAUGGGGCACCAUGCGGUGCGUGCAAGUUCUUGAGGAGGAAGUGCACCAAGGGGUGCAUAUUCGCGCCCUAUUUUGGGUCGGAUCAGGGGGCAGCUAAAUUCGCUGCUGUGCACAAGGUGUUUGGGGCGAGCAAUGUGUCCAAGCUGCUCCUUCACAUUCCUGUCGACAGGAGGCAGGAUGCAGUUGUGACGGUCUCGCACGAAGCCCAGGCGAGGCUGGCAGAUCCCGUUUAUGGCUGCGUGUCGACCAUCCUCGCAUUGCAACAACAGGUGGCGACCCUGCAAGCUGAGCUCUCUCUGGUGCAUACGCAGCUGAUGAGCAGCCGAUACGCGGUGGCGAAUGCCUUCCAGACCCCGGAGAUGCAGCAGCCCCAGCCGCCCCGCCCCUACCUCCUCCCGAUGCUGCAACCAGAGUACUCCAACAACUCCUCCGCCACCUCCAACAACUUCAUCAACAUUGGCAGCUUCGCCGGCGCCAGCAACUUCGACAUCGGCGCCGCAGCGUCCUCCCACACCCUGGAGCCCCUUCCCCAGUUCCCGCACCCGCCCAGGGACGAGGACGAGGGGGAGGGGGAGGGGGGGGAGGAGGAGGGGGAAGAGGAGAGCCAUGUGCCCGCCAUUUUCGGGGACGAAAUCUUCCGUGGAAGGUGAAGAGAGAGUUUUUAGGAAAAUGGCCCCGGGCGUGAGUUUCUUGUUCUCCUCCUCAUUCAUAGACACAGGGCCAUUCAUGUCCAUGUCACUGGUGUGAAUAACAGACUUGUUUUUACUUUUUUUAGUAACAUGA
This is a messenger RNA of Rhodamnia argentea, 1663 nucleotides long. RefSeq names its product LOB domain-containing protein 20. Gene Ontology annotation, cellular component: nucleus. NCBI's taxonomy places the organism in Eukaryota, Viridiplantae, Streptophyta, Magnoliopsida, Myrtales, Myrtaceae. The record is from RefSeq and is a predicted model, not a curated record. Gene Ontology annotation, biological process: positive regulation of DNA-templated transcription; hormone-mediated signaling pathway.